GUGGCACGGUCAGAAAGGUACAGCGCGCGGAUCGCUCCAUCUCUCCAUCCCAUGCUAAGGCUCGCGGAUGAAACACCGGUCACCUUCAGAACAGCAUCACGGGAAAAGGGCCCGUGCUCCCGGCGAGGGUCCCUCCACCUCAUCGGCUGAAGGAAUGGAGGACAAAGCGUCGUCGAAUCCGCGGGAACUGACCCAGAACCCUUUGAAGAAGAUAUGGAUGCCGUGUAAAAACGGUCUCCCCGAAAAACACAUUUCUCAAAGAAAGGUAUGUAUGACCAACUGUCCCACCCUGAUUGUGACUGUGGGCCUUCCUGCCAGGGGGAAGACCUAUAUCUCCAAGAAGCUAACCCGUUAUCUCAACUGGAUUGGGGUACCCACCAGAGAGUUCAAUGUUGGCCAGUAUAGGAGGGAAUUUGUGAAGAUCUACAAGUCAUUUGAGUUCUUUCGUCCGGACAAUGAAGAAGGCUUAAAGAUCAGGCGACAGUGUGCAUCAGCUGCACUGAACGAUGUGCGACAGUACCUCACAGAAGGUGGACAAGUUGCUGUUUUUGAUGCAACAAACACCACCAGGGAAAGAAGAGAAACCAUCAUCCAGUUUGCAGAACAAAAUGGCUUUAAGGUGUUCUUUGUAGAAUCUGUGUGUGAAGACCCUGACGUCAUACAGGAGAACAUAGUGCAAGUGAAGUUGGGGAGCCCAGAUUACACUAACUGUAACACAGAGGAGGCAGUGGAAGACUUCAUGAAGAGGAUCAAAUGUUAUGAAAACUCAUAUGAAACCCUGGAUGAAGUUCUGGACAGAGAUCUGUCCUACAUUAAAAUCAUGGACGUGGGUCAGCGUUUCCUGGUAAACCGCGUGUUGGACCACAUCCAGAGCCGGAUUGUCUACUACCUCAUGAACAUACACAUCACGCCUCGCUCCAUCUACCUGUGUCGCCAUGGCGAGAGUGAGCUCAAUGUCAAGGGUUGCAUCGGAGGAGACUCCGGCCUCACACCUCGGGGCAAAGAUUUUGCAAAGAAGCUGAGCCAGUUCAUCCAGGCACAGGGCAUCAGCGACCUGAAGGUGUGGACCAGCCAGAUGAAGAGGACUAUUCAGACGGCCGAGGCCCUCAGUGUACCGUAUGAGCAGUGGAAGGUCCUGAAUGAAAUUGAUGCAGGUGUGUGUGAAGAGAUGAUGUAUGAGGAGAUUCAAGAUCACUAUCCUGUGGAGUUUGCUCUGAGGGACCAGGAUAAAUACCGCUAUCGCUACCCUAAAGGAGAGUCCUAUGAGGAUCUGGUGCAGCGGUUAGAGCCUGUCAUCAUGGAGUUGGAGAGGCAGGAGAACGUGCUGGUCAUCUGUCACCAGGCUGUCAUGCGCUGCCUGUUGGCCUACUUCCUGGACAAGACAGCAGAGGAGCUGCCAUACCUGAAGUGCCCCCUGCACACUGUGCUGAAGCUAACGCCAGUGGCCUACGGCUGUAAAGUGGAGUCCAUCAGCCUAAAUGUGGACGCAGUCAACACACAUCGAGAAAGACCAGAGAAUGUGAACGUCCAUCGUACGACAGAAGACGCCCUGCAGACUGUCCCUGCUCACCUCUGACAGGCCGCCGUCGCCUGGUCGCACUGAAGUUACACCACUGGUUCAGGUGUUUGUCCAUUUAUCUCCACUCUGUAUCACCUCCACACAGUCUGGGUUUUUGUGCCUCCUCCUCCUCCACCACCAUCAUCACCUCCGUUCCAAAUCUCUGCUUCCUACUGUUCGUCUUUAAGGGAUUGAAGUUGUGGUCCUGAUUAUUUAUAUAUAUAUUAACUGUUGUCUUGCACAGAGGAAUCGAGGUCACAGUAGAUUCCUCAUGAUUUCAGUGUGUUCACAUUGUGCAACAGUAAAAUUAACAGAUGUUACUGUAAUAUAUUUUUAAGUCAAAUGAAUCAUGUAGUUUUCAUCAAAUGAUGUGACUGCUGUUACUGUAUUGUGCAAUUAUCCUUUUGUGGUGUCUUCAUUAAUAAUGUGCAAUUUGAAGGUUGAAAACCUACUUGGUAAUAAUACUAUGAAGCUUAUUUAACUAAAUGUGAUGAUUCAAUCAAUGCCUGCGCCAUUAUCAGGUUUUCUACACUAAAAACAAUUUUCUACUCAUGGAUGAAAUGGAAACCUGGCUUUCUUUAUUUGUGUGGUGUGCAGCGAACUGAUCAUCUCUCAGAUGUAUUAAAAAUGUGGACCCUACACUCAGAUAUUCAGAGAAAUUCCAAUCUAUCUUUAGUAUUUUUUAGUAAGGAAGACAAAUCUGGGUGUACCAAAUGUUGAAAUGCAAUCUCAGCUCAAAGCUGUUGGUGUUAAUAUGGGCCGUGACUUCAAAAUGUAAGUCCCCACACAACUGAAAUAUAAUAAAGAUGUGUUAUUUUUAUACACCA
This is a messenger RNA of Sphaeramia orbicularis (orbiculate cardinalfish), 2385 nucleotides long. RefSeq names its product 6-phosphofructo-2-kinase/fructose-2,6-biphosphatase 4a (gene pfkfb4a). Gene Ontology annotation, biological process: fructose metabolic process; fructose 2,6-bisphosphate metabolic process. The transcript has 14 exons. The record is from RefSeq and is a predicted model, not a curated record. Gene Ontology annotation, molecular function: fructose-2,6-bisphosphate 2-phosphatase activity; 6-phosphofructo-2-kinase activity; ATP binding. Gene Ontology annotation, cellular component: cytosol. The coding region runs from base 68 to 1576 and encodes 502 amino acids. NCBI's taxonomy places the organism in Eukaryota, Metazoa, Chordata, Actinopteri, Kurtiformes, Apogonidae.